CAAGGUGCCGGGUUAUUCGUAGCCGGAUAAUAACCUUUCACCGGGCGGACUUUCACAAACUAACCUAAUUAUCACCCUGUUGAACUUUGACACCGAGCCCAGAGGCAACACCGAGGAGGCGUUACCAUGAUAUGAUAAGAGAGACGGUGUAACGAUGCAGACCCUCACCCCUCAUGUGUACUGGGCUCAGCGGCACGCAGAGCUUUAUCUCCGGGUGGAGCUGAGCGACGCGAAGAAUCUGGAAAUCAGCCUGCAGGAGAACAACACCCUUCAGUUCAGAGCUCAGGGUCACGGAGCUAAAGGAGACAAUGAGUACGAGUUCAGUUUGGAGUUUCUUCAACCUGUUAGACCCGAGAUCAGCCAUAAGUCCACGCAGCGUCUGGUGGACAUAAAGAUCAGGAAGCAGGAGGAGCGCUGGUGGGACCGGCUCACGCUGCAGGAGAAGAAGCCUCUGUUUCUGGCUCCAGACUUCGACCGCUGGCUGGACGAGUCUGACGCAGAGAUGGAGCUUCAGGCUAAGGAGGAGGAGAAGAUCAACAGGAUCAGCGUGGAGUCCAGAGUCCGUAAAGACCCCUACCUCGGGUUAAAGAAAGGAUACCUGUUCAUGUACAACCUGGUGCAGUUCUUGGGAUUUUCCUGGAUCUUUGUCAACAUGACUGUUCGACUUUUCAUUCUUGGACAAGACUCCUUCUAUGAUACCUUCCACACCACGGCUGAUAUGAUGUAUUUCUGUCAGAUGAUGGCCGUGCUCGAGGUCAUCAAUCCCUUACUGGGUCUGGUCAAGACGGGAUUUUUGCCUGCUAUGAUACAGGUAGCAGGGAGGAACGUCAUUCUUUUCGUAAUCUUCGGCAGUCUGGAGGACAUGCAGAACAAACCUGUGGUCUUCUUUGUGUUCUACCUGUGGAGCACCAUCGAGAUCUUCAGAUACCCGUUCUACAUGCUGGCCUGUAUGGGCACGGACUGGAAGCUGUUGACGUGGCUCAGAUACAGCCUCUGGAUCCCGCUGUACCCGCUCGGGGUUCUGGCUGAAGCGGUGGCGGUGAUCCAGUCUCUGCCAAUCUUCGAUGAGACUCGUCUGUUCAGCUUCCCUCUCCCCGCCAUGCUGGGUAGCUCCUUAAGCUUCUCAUACACCCUGCAGCUCUACCUGAUCCUCAUGUUCCUGGGACUCUUCAUCAACUUCAGACACCUGUACAAGCAGCGCAGGAGACGAUACCGCUCGAGGAAAAGGAAAGUCCAAUAACUCCUCUCCACCUUUCCUGUUUCACUCCGUCUGAACUGACGACCAGGAACAGAUCAAACAGCAGCUUUCUUUUCCUCUUAUUGCCUUUCCUCAUCUUCCCAAACACACAUACACACACACACACACACACACACACACACACAUCAUGUAGGAGUUCUGGUCCCCUGUUAACACUCUGCUGGGUGAACUGGUAACAUCUCAUCAGCUGAAAUCAGCACUCUGGUGGAUCCAGAGCGUCACAACGUUCAGUCUGAGUUUCCAUCUCGUUUAUUCUCCUACAGAUUGACUUUUUUAAUCAUGAGCUCCGUCGGUUUUAUCUGGUGUAAAAGAGAAAUUUCAAUUUUUCGGAGCGAUGAGGGAACAAUUAGUGUCGGAGUUGGGAAAAAAGAAAUGUUUCAUGCACACACUCAACACAAACGAUCUGUAACUGUAUUCACUUUUUAUUUACCUUGCUUUAAAAAUGAAGGUCCUCACUGGUUAACACUAUCUCUACCUUUAAAAACAGCUCUUUAAAGCAUGUCUUAAAGGUGCUCUGUGUUUGUUUUACCCUUUAUUUACAAAUCACAGAUCGACUCAAUAUUGAUUUAUUUUUCUCUCAGCUGAUGUUGAACUUUUGGAUCCUCUGGAAACAGUAAAUAAGUUUGUACGUACACACUGUGUUUCACUCCUGAUACCCUCCAAUUGAAUUAUGAGACACCCAAAGAUUCCCAACCUCACUGAUAAUAAAUGUUGUUAGAGGGUUUUUUUUUUUUUACAUCGUGUUAGACUUGGCGUGCUCAUGACUGCAGUAACAGUGCGUUUUUUAAAAGGGAGGAAGAAAACUCCAGUUUUAACAUAAACCGGCCUACAUGAGGCCGAGGCCUAACAUGAUGAACACAUGAAUGCAUCUUUGAUUAUAAUCAGUCAUUAAUAAUGGAUUGUUCAGUCAGGAGAAAAUUUGAAGAAUGAGAAACUUUCCCUCUGAAUAUUUGAAUCCGUUUUAUUGCAAACAUUUUAGAAUUUUUAAAAAGUAGAUGCAUGACUUAUAUCUGAAGCAAAGUAUUUAACUCUGCUGUAUUG
Labrus mixtus (cuckoo wrasse) is the source of this 2299-nucleotide messenger RNA. Its product is annotated as very-long-chain (3R)-3-hydroxyacyl-CoA dehydratase-like. The record is from RefSeq and is a predicted model, not a curated record. The coding region runs from base 155 to 1240 and encodes 361 amino acids. Gene Ontology annotation, biological process: sphingolipid biosynthetic process; very long-chain fatty acid biosynthetic process; fatty acid elongation. Lineage: Eukaryota; Metazoa; Chordata; Actinopteri; Labriformes; Labridae. Gene Ontology annotation, cellular component: endoplasmic reticulum membrane. The transcript is spliced from 12 exons. Gene Ontology annotation, molecular function: 3-hydroxyacyl-CoA dehydratase activity.